Molecule: messenger RNA, 1473 nt
Organism: Gossypium raimondii (Peruvian cotton)
Lineage: Eukaryota; Viridiplantae; Streptophyta; Magnoliopsida; Malvales; Malvaceae
Product: phospholipase A1-IIbeta
Exons: 2
Coding region: 72-1226 (384 amino acids)
Biological process (GO): lipid metabolic process
Molecular function (GO): glycerophospholipid phospholipase A1 activity
Source: RefSeq, a predicted model, not a curated record
CAACAAAGCUACGAGUCGCAUCCUCACCAAGAAACUUUAGAAUUUAUAAAGCUAAAAGAGAUAAAAUCAUUAUGGCAAGUUCUGCAAUAGCAUCUCGUUGGAGAGAACUUAGUGGUGAAAACAACUGGGAGGGUUUACUGGACCCUCUUGAUCUUGAAUUUCGCCGCUAUCUCAUUCACUAUCUCCAAAGGGCUGGAGCUGCUGGUGAUGCUUUCAAUGGGACCAAGGCUUCAAAGGGUUAUGCUCUUAGCCUAUACCCACCUGACGAGUAUUUCGCUAGGGUUGGUCUUGAAAAGGGUAACCCAUACCGUUAUAAAGUGACCAACUUCAUAUACGCUGCUCCGAGCGAUGAUGAAGUUGCAUAUUUUGGUUAUGUGGCGGUGGCCACAGAUGAAGGAAAAGUUGUUCUUGGAAGGAGGGAUAUUCUUGUUUCAUGGAGAGGAACCAUAACAAUAUCUGAGUGGGUUAGCGAUGCUAAUGUUUUUCGAACAUCAGCUAAAGAUUUGUUCGGAACUGGCUCUGUUAAGGUUCAUACUGGUUUUUACAACACCUAUAUGAACUCAAAUGCAAAUUCCCCUUACACUAAAACGAGCGCCAGGCAACAGGCUUGUAAAGCGGUGAAGGAGCUGGUGGACAAGUAUCAGAACGAGGAGGUCAGCAUAACUGUAACAGGCCAUAGUUUAGGUGCUGCACUUGCAACCCUAAACGCUAUGGACAUAGCUCAUAAUGGUUUCAACAAGCCAACAGACAACUCGAAUAAAGCGUUCAUGGUGACUUGCUUUCCAGCUGCUAGCCCUCGUGUUGGAAACCUAGCCUUCAAAGGAGUUUGUGAUAGACUUGAGAACUUCCAUAUCCUACGCAUCGUAAAUUCCAAAGAUCCUGUCCCUAAGGUUCCAUUUGGACCAAAAUACUUCCAUGUGGGAGAAGAGUUGGGGAUUGACACAACCAAGUCACCCUACUUGAAAGAGAAAAUUAUUAAUCCUCACAAUUUGGAGGGUUACCAGCAUGCAAUUGCAGGGAUGCAAAAAGAUGGAGAUUUCAAACUUGAAGAAGAACUAGAUUUUGAUAAUGCAGUCAUAAACAAAAGUAGUGAUGGCUUACUGGACAAAUACAAAAUACCAGAUAACUGGUGGACUCAGGAGUUGUUCAAAAACAUGGUUCAAACGGACGAUGGGCACUGGAAGUUCAAUGACACUGCCUAUGUGCCAGAUCCGCCGAGUGCUUAAUUGGACCGGUCGAUCAUGUCAAAUAAAUAACAUCCUUUUAAAUGCAAUCAUAUAAAACCAGUAUUGUAUCUCUGUCCUGCAAAGUACCUCUACUUACAGUUCUAACUCCUAAUAGCAAAUUAAAACAAAGUUGGACGUUAAGGUCGCUUAUCAGCAUAGCCCCCAUUGCGUCGGACAUGAUUGUGCUGUCUGAACUCUGUGUGUUUGUCUACAUAUUUCCAUGAAUAAAGUUAGUGCUUUUUUUUUU